Molecule: messenger RNA, 609 nt
Organism: Uloborus diversus
Lineage: Eukaryota; Metazoa; Arthropoda; Arachnida; Araneae; Uloboridae
Product: speckle-type POZ protein B-like
Exons: 2
Biological process (GO): regulation of proteolysis; proteasome-mediated ubiquitin-dependent protein catabolic process
Cellular component (GO): cytoplasm
Molecular function (GO): ubiquitin protein ligase binding
Source: RefSeq, a predicted model, not a curated record
CUUUUAAAUAAACUGAAAAAAAAAGAAAAAAUCAAGGUUCAAGAAAAGGCAUUUUUAAAACAAGGACACGAAAUAUUAACUGAAAAGUUCGGAAAUAUUUUGAAAGAUUCAAAGUUCUUUGACGUCACCUUGAAAGUUGGGGAUGAAACGAUUCCGGCUCACAAAGCAAUUCUUGCGGGUCGUUCCUCGGUGUUCGAAGGAAUGUUUGAAAGUAAUAUGAAAGAAAGUCGGGAAAAUGUGGUGGAAAUUGCGGAAAUGACGCCAGCAAUCGUCAAGGAAAUGUUGCAAUACAUAUACACUGGAACUAUUGAAAAUUUGUCAGUGGAUGCAGCAGUAGAUCUUUACGUAGCUUCAGACAGAUACGACUUACAAGAGCUAAAGGGAUGGUGCAAAGAAUUCAUCCUGGAACACAUCUCAUCAGAUGACGUAUGCAGAGUAGCGGUGAUUGCAGAUUUACACUCUGAUGAAGAGCUUGCUAAAGCUUCAAGGCGCAUUUUCAAAGACAACCCGAAGACGAUAGUGGAAUCUGAGACCUGGAGAGAUUUCAAGAAGGAGAAUCCCUCUUUGCACGCUGACUUAUUGGAAAGCGCUUUGAUAAAUGACUAUUAG